This is a messenger RNA of Aspergillus puulaauensis, 663 nucleotides long. RefSeq lists its product as uncharacterized. The record is from RefSeq and is a predicted model, not a curated record. The coding region runs from base 1 to 663 and encodes 220 amino acids. NCBI's taxonomy places the organism in Eukaryota, Fungi, Ascomycota, Eurotiomycetes, Eurotiales, Aspergillaceae. The transcript has 2 exons.
AUGGGCUCAUCCGCUUCCAAACCAGCGCGCUCGGCCGCCCAGGCCGCCUCACGCCGCCAAUACCCCAAACAACCAGCCGCCCCUUCACCCGCAACAGCAUCACAAAGCCCAGCAGCAAACGCCCCCCGACGACCACCUCCACCUGCCCCCUCCCCAGCAUCUAGAGAACCAAAUAUCCCACCGCAGACUCCCGCGCAGGGUCCAACAUAUCAUUCCAAGGAGAAGGCUUCAACUGAGAAAUCAUCCGCAAUUGACCUCGACGGCCGCGACCCGCACUUCGCCGCCUCCCUCCGCUCCAUCGGCGCCGUCAAGCCCUCCCCCACAUUCUCACAUUCAAGCACAUUCAACCAAACACAACAAGGCCAAGACCAUCAUCCAGUACAACCGCAUUCGCCGACCGUAUUCCCCACAGCGUCGAAUCCAGCGCUCCUCGUCGUCACGGCGCGGCAGCGGGCUACAAGAGAGGCUGAGUCUGAAGCUGAGGAGAUGGGGAGAGGCGGAUUUUCGGGACGCAGAUAUUUGGAUGCGUUAACGAUUAGGCAGGCUCUGGCUAUGCGAGAUAGACAGGGGCUUCCGGAGGGGGAGAUUGAGAGGACGUUGAGACUGAAGCAGGGAGCUGUGGGGAGGAUUGGGGGCAGGAAUGGGGUUUUUGGGGUUCCAUGA